This is a messenger RNA of Arctia plantaginis, 1512 nucleotides long. The record is from the annotation of a GenBank genome assembly. NCBI's taxonomy places the organism in Eukaryota, Metazoa, Arthropoda, Insecta, Lepidoptera, Erebidae.
AUGGUGCCGAAAUCCAAUAAAGUCGCUUUCGAAGAAGCGCUUAAUAUGACAGGAUACGCUGGUUACAACGUGGGAGUCUUUCUGAUCUGCUCCAGCGUGAUUAUGGGAAUGUGCUUCGAACUGUUCAGCGUGUCCUAUCUUGUCCCUGCCAGCGUUUGCGAGCUGCACACCACCAAUAUACAGCAAGGUUUUCUCGCCUGUAUACCACUGGCAGGUGUCAUCUUCACGUCGCCCAUCUGGGGCUAUCUGGCUGACACCCGAGGGAGGAAGAAAAUCUUAAUAAUAUCAAUGACGAUGGGCUUUGUUGCCGGUAUAUUAUCUACCUUCUCACCAAAUUGGAUAGUGCUGAGCCUUCUGAAAUUGCUUUCUUCUGCUUCGAUAGCUGGCGCAUUUGCAUUGUCGAUGACCAUACUAGGCGAGUGCACUCCUAUGGCUAAAAGAAGUGGCUUAGUCAUCUUAUCUACCAGCGUAUUCUUGAUGUCCACCGGAUCCAUGGCAGUAAUAGCAUACCCGGUCCUCCAGUUCAAGUUCUCUUACUACAUACCAGUCCUGGACAUUCAAUUUAAUGCUUGGAGAGUGCUUUGCUUAAUUUUUGCAUUUCCUUGCCUCAUUAGUGUUCUUGGAGCAACAUUUAUUUUCGAAAGCCCCAAAUAUCUCCUCAGUAUAGGGAGAGAGAAAGAAGCUGUUGAAGUAUUAAGAAGGAUAUAUGUGAUGAACACUGGAAAAAGCGGUGAUACGUUUGAGGUAGACGCUGUGUACUUAGAAGAAGAUAGCGAAUCAACAGUACCAAAAGGUUUCUUCGGGUCUUUAGCGGCAAAAACGGGGCCUUUACUUAGGAAACCACUUUUGAAGAAUGUUAUUCUACUAUCAGUUCUCUUUGUUUUAUGUUAUAUCUGUAUAAACUCCUUUGUGGUAUGGUUACCAUUUAUAAUUAAUGCUAUUAUGACGUCAGUCUCAGAGGGCAACACGAAUAUUACAGCCUGUAAUAUGAUUGAAUUAUAUCAAAAUUCAACAACCGAGGAAAAUCAGAAUUUAGAUUGUUCAAUGAACAGUUUUGCAAUGAUAAUGGUAUUCGUAAUACAUUCGAUCCUGGCUGUUUCUAACAUCAUUAUGAGUGCGCUGAUCAAUGUUAUAGGACGGAAGAAAAUAUUUAUUGGGAUACAGAUGGUAGCUGGCGUAGCUGCAUUGAGCGUCAAUAGCUCUCCAUACUGGAUGCUGACGGGUGUACUGUUUAUGUUCUUUUUGACCGGGAUAUUCAACUUCGGCUUCCUUAGCACCUACUCUGUCGAUAUCUUUCCGACAUUUGUGAGGGCUAUGGCAGUUUCUCUUACAUUGAUGGUGGGCCGUGCAAGUGCAGUUAUUGGCAUUAACGUUCUCAAGCAACUAUUGAAUAACUACUGCGAAUACAUUUUUUAUACCUUCGGAGUCCUUUCGUGUCUUGGCGGCAUAAUAGGCUUUCUUUUACCAUCGGAAGAGAAAAUUUUUGGACAGCAUAAAGCAGUUAAGCCGUAG